Molecule: messenger RNA, 420 nt
Organism: Acanthamoeba castellanii str. Neff
Lineage: Eukaryota; Discosea; Longamoebia; Acanthamoebidae
Exons: 1
Coding region: 1-420 (139 amino acids)
Source: RefSeq, a predicted model, not a curated record
AUGACGCUCGUUCUUUCGCGGCCCGCUACUCCUUCAUCUCCUUCCCCGCUCCGCACUUCCCAAUUCGCGGCCCAAUUCAACCAGCGGCUGACGGCGAUGCAGCUCUCCGCUGCGGCCGCGGCCACUGCUGCGGUGGAGGUCGCCUCCCACGGCGACGAUGAGACGGCGCUGGUGGACCUGACGAUGAACAAGAUGACGCUCGAUGAGGACCUCUCACCGCGCCGGAAGCGCAAGAGGUCCAAUGCGGUGCUUGUUCGAGUGGAGCCACCCAAGAAGACGCCACGAGCGCAUCGACGGAAUCAGCAUCGACCAUCAUCCCCGGUCAUCGACGACGAUGAGACGUCGACCGAAGUGGGAGAUGAGAGCGCUACCACGACGUCUACCUCUCCUAGCAGCACCGUCGAGGAGCCGGUCUACUAA